Molecule: messenger RNA, 1662 nt
Organism: Colletotrichum abscissum
Lineage: Eukaryota; Fungi; Ascomycota; Sordariomycetes; Glomerellales; Glomerellaceae
Product: phosphoglucose isomerase
Exons: 4
Coding region: 1-1662 (553 amino acids)
Biological process (GO): gluconeogenesis; glycolytic process; glucose 6-phosphate metabolic process
Cellular component (GO): cytosol
Molecular function (GO): glucose-6-phosphate isomerase activity; carbohydrate derivative binding; monosaccharide binding
Source: RefSeq, a predicted model, not a curated record
AUGCCUCAAGCAUCCAGCCUUCCCGCGUGGGCCGAGCUCCAGGCUCACCGCGACAACGUCGGCAAGAACUUUGUCCUGAAGGAAGCCUUCGCAGCCGACACGGAUCGUUUCGCCAAGUUCAGCCGUACCUUCAAGAACUCGGCUUCGGGCACCGACAUCCUCUUUGACUUUUCAAAGAACUUCCUCAACGAUGAGACCCUCCACCUCCUCGUCAAGCUCGCCGAGCAGGCCAACCUCGAGAAGAAGCGCGAUGCCAUGUUCGCCGGCGAGAAAAUCAACUUCACCGAGAAGCGCGCCGUCUACCACUCCGCUCUCCGCAACGUCGGCGACUGGGACAUGAAGGUUGACGGUGUCGACGUCAUGGGCAACAAGGGCGGUGUCCGCGAGGUUCUCGAGCACAUGAAGGAGUUCUCCGAGCAGGUCCGCAGCGGCGAGUGGAAGGGCUACACCGGCAAGAAGCUCACCACCAUUGUCAACGUCGGUAUCGGAGGUUCCGAUCUCGGCCCCGUCAUGGUCACCGAGGCCCUCAAGCACUACGGUGCCAAGGACCAAACCCUCCACUUCGUCUCCAACAUUGACGGUACCCACAUGGCCGAGGCCCUCGCCAACUCGGAUCCCGAGACCACCCUCUUCCUCAUCGCCUCCAAGACCUUCACCACCGCGGAGACCACCACCAACGCCAACACGGCCAAGUCGUGGUUCCUCGAGAAGACGGACGGCAAGGGCGAGAUCGCCAAGCACUUUGUUGCUCUGUCCACCAACGAGGAGGAGGUCACCAAGUUCGGCAUCGACGCCAAGAACAUGUUCGGCUUCGAGAGCUGGGUUGGCGGUCGCUACUCCGUCUGGAGUGCCAUUGGCCUCAGUGUCGCCAUCUACGUCGGCUACGACAACUUCCAUAAGUUCCUUGCCGGUGCCCACGAGAUGGACAAGCACUUCCGCGAGACUCCCCUUGCGGAAAACAUCCCCGUUCUGGGAGGUCUCCUGAGCGUUUGGUACUCUGACUUCUUCCAGGCCCAGACCCACCUGGUUGCUCCCUUCGACCAGUACCUGCACCGCUUCCCUGCCUACCUCCAGCAGCUUUCCAUGGAGUCCAACGGCAAGACCAUUACCUCUGACGGAACUCCCGCCAAGUACACCACCGGUCCCAUCCUCUUCGGCGAGCCCUGCACCAAUGCCCAGCACUCCUUCUUCCAGCUCGUCCACCAGGGUACCAAGCUGAUCCCCGCCGACUUCAUCUUGGCCGCCAAGAGCCACAACCCCAUUGGUGACGGUGUCCACCAGAAGAUGCUCGCCUCCAACUAUUUUGCCCAGGCUGAGGCCCUGAUGGUCGGCAAGACCGCUGACCAGGUCCGCGCCGAGGGUGCCCCCGAGGAGCUUGUCCCCCACAAGAUCUUCCUCGGCAACCGCCCCACCACCAGCAUCUUGGUCGGUGGCCACAUUGGCCCCGCCGAGCUUGGUGCUCUGAUUGUCUACUACGAGCACCUUACCUUCACUGAGGCCGCCAUCUGGGACAUCAACGCCUUUGACCAGUGGGGUGUCGAGCUGGGCAAGGUCCUGGCCAAGAAGAUUCUCAAGGAGCUUGACGAGGCUGGCAACGGUGAGGGCCACGACGCCUCCACUGGCGGUCUGAUUGGCGCUUUCAAGAAGUACUCCAACUUGUAA